Molecule: messenger RNA, 1156 nt
Organism: Branchiostoma floridae (Florida lancelet)
Lineage: Eukaryota; Metazoa; Chordata; Leptocardii; Amphioxiformes; Branchiostomatidae
Exons: 3
Coding region: 69-386 (105 amino acids)
Source: RefSeq, a predicted model, not a curated record
UUCCUGAUCAGAAAAUGGAAAGAACUUGAUAUCAUAGUUUUCAUGUUUACCCCUUGACCAUAGGUACCAUGGUGAGGAAGAUGACAUUCAAAGGAUGGGCCCAUAGGAAACAUCUCCAGCUGGUGGUGGAGAAUGACUCGACUGCCAACAUUCAGUGGGGCUCCAACAACAAAUCCAGACAGCUUUCAGUUUCCAGUAUCUCCAGUAUCCAGAGUUCCACAGUUCAAGGAAAGCCCAGCCUCCAUCUGAUCACCGAGGAACGAGACUUCACUUUCCUCUUCAACUCCAACCAGGACCAGGAGAGCUGGAGGUACGCCCUGUGGACUCUCAUCAACACAGAUGCAGAGCCAGAGGGAGACUCUGAGAGCGAAGACACACACCUUUAAAGCCAAAGUGCUGCCAGUACCCUGGGCGCAGUGCCUUCCCACAAGUACCCCACACGCAAGGGACAAGCCAGGAGUCUUGGUAACCAUCGGUAACAAAGCACAAACAAUGAAGCAUCCAUAUGCAGUUAAUGGUAAAGCAUGACCUGGGGAUAACCAAUGGUCAAUUCAGUUCAUUGGUUGUAACAUUUAUGAUCUGGAAAUCUUAUUGAAUAACACAUGUACUCAAGGCACUGAUAAAUGCAUACCAGUAUAUUACAGAUAAAGCAGACGGAUCAGUAAUACUCAAGAAAUGUUAGUGGUUUCUAUUUGGGAAUUAACGAGAAUAUAAUUGAUACAAUUUUUGUGCGCUCAAGGUGCACUUGAGGUGCAUUCGAAUUACUUAUGGAAGUCCGCAUGACAACAGUAGAACCCCAUAUGAUGCGUCGUAUCAACCGGUCCGCACACCCAUAUCAACAUUAUAGCAGCCAAGGUAUUAUCAUUAUAUUAUGUUUUUUUACAAUAACUUUGAUUAAGUAAACUAAAAUGUAGUAAUCACAGCCUACCACAUGUAUGUAUAUUUUCCAUUCAGAUGAAGUAGCCUCUACCAGGCUGCACAGCUCGCUGCAAAAAUAGUAGAAAUUGUCAAGAUAAGACAGACGAGUUACAUGGCCAAGGAGUACAGUGUGUGACCUAAGGAUGGGCCGAACAACACUGAUAGGCCAAUUAACUCCUACUAGGCUUUCAUUACUAACUUUGCCAAAGUCCCCUAUUUGGUAGUCUCCAAGCAGACC